AUGGACAAAGAGAAAGGUGCCCAUCCCCAAUCUCAAUCUCUCGACCACAAGACAUUAACGUCACCACCAACCACUGCCACCAUUGAUGACUCUUCUGUUGUUGAGGAGAGGGAUGAGAAUAAGUAUGAGGUUGAUAUUCAGAAGGAGAAGGUGAAUAACCUUAUGUUGAGUCUCGACAACGAGAAGCGGAAUGUUGAGAAGAUUAGGUUGGAUGUUGGGAGUUUGUUGGAGGAGAAGAUCGAGAAGGAAAGAAGGGUUGAAGAGCUUGAAAUUGAGAAAGAUUUGUAUGUGAAGAAGUUGGUUAAGUCCGAGAAGGUGAUUGAUGAGUUGAAGGAGAAGAUUGAUUUGUUGGUGAAGGAGACGAAUGCUAUUGAGAUUGUGAACAAUAAUCGGGGGAAGAAGAUCCUUGAUAUUGUUAUUAUAUUCCUUAUAAUUAUAUAA
This is a messenger RNA of Vicia faba (fava bean), 441 nucleotides long. The record is from the annotation of a GenBank genome assembly. Lineage: Eukaryota; Viridiplantae; Streptophyta; Magnoliopsida; Fabales; Fabaceae.